Cornus florida is the source of this 693-nucleotide messenger RNA. RefSeq lists its product as uncharacterized. The transcript is spliced from 2 exons. NCBI's taxonomy places the organism in Eukaryota, Viridiplantae, Streptophyta, Magnoliopsida, Cornales, Cornaceae. Bases 1 to 693 code for a protein of 230 amino acids. The record is from RefSeq and is a predicted model, not a curated record.
AUGAUCGCCAGAGGUGAGUUGACAGAUUACCUCAUGACAAAGGAGCAUGCAAAGCCCCGCGAGGUCUAUCCCCGCAAGGUAGAAGGUACGCAAGUAAAAGUCAUCCGUGCAAUACAUGGCAAGUCUGAAAAUAAUCAAGAGUCCGAGGAGGUGUACAAAUCCAGAUUGAGGGCGACCCACAAGCUCAGGAAGAUAUCCUCGGUCAAUGCUAUCAAUUCGGGUAGCAUUAGUAUUGGAUUCGGAGAUAACGACCUAUCCAGAGUGCAACUCCCCCACAAGGAUCCAUUGGUCAUCAGUCUUUUAGUGGCCAAUUGUAUGAUCAGGAGGGUUUUGGUAGAUCCAGGAAAUAGCGCUAACAUAAUCACAAAGACGGUCUUUGAUCAGUUAGAGAUCUCAUCAUCAUCUAUUCGACCUACCUCCAGCCCGUUGAUGGGAUUCGAUGGCACAAGAGUAGAUCCCCUUAGAGUAAUAGACUUGUUCGUAACCGCGGCGAAGAGGACUCUGAAGGAGAACUUUGUAAAGGAGGAAGAGGAAAUUGCGAAGCCCACCGAGGAGACCCUCGAAGCCGUGGAAGUUAUCCUCGGCGACCCUCAGAAGGUUACUUAUCUAGGCUCUUCUUCCACGUCCGAAGAAAAGGAGGCACUAAUUGAUGUUAUCUGGAGCAAUGCAGAUGCCUUUGCGUGGGAUCACUAG